GCGUGUGUGCGUGUGUGUAUAUGUGUGUGCGUGUGUGUGUGUGUGUUUUUUCCCCAAACAUAAGUUUGAUUCAAUGCAUCAUCUCCAGGCCAGAUGGUCACCAGAACAACCUACGAUCUGCGGCCUAUGAGGCUCUGAUGGAGAUCGUAAAGAACAGUGCCAAGGACUGCUACCCUGCUGUACAGAAAACCACGCUGGUCAUCAUGGAGCGGCUGCAGCAGGUUCUGCAGAUGGAGUCUCACAUUCAGAGCACCUCAGACAGAAUCCAGUUCAACGACCUGCAGUCGCUGCUGUGUGCUACACUUCAGAACGUUCUGCGAAAAGUUCAACACCAGGAUGCCUUACAGAUUUCAGAUGUUGUGAUGGCCUCAUUGCUUAGAAUGUUUCAAAGCACAGCUGGAUCUGGUGGCGUGCAGGAGGACGCACUGAUGGCAGUCUCAACACUGGUUGAAGUUUUGGGUGGUGAUUUCCAGAAGUACAUGGAGGCCUUCAAACCAUUCCUGGCUAUUGGACUGAAGAACUACGCAGAGUAUCAGGUGUGUCUUGCGGCUGUGGGUCUGGUGUGUGAUCUGUCCAGAGCGCUGAUGUCCAACAUCCUGCCUUACUGUGACGAGAUCAUGCAGUUACUGCUGGAGAACCUUGGGAAUGAGAAUGUCCAUCGGUCAGUGAAGCCUCAGAUUCUGUCUGCUUUUGGUGACAUCGCUCUGGCCAUCGGAGGAGAGUUUAAGAAGUACCUGGACAUCGUCUUGGACACGCUGCAGCAGGCCUCCCAGGCCCAGGUUGACAAGACGGACUAUGACAUGGUGGACUACUUGAAUGAACUGAGGGAGGGCUGUCUGGAGGCCUACACCGGGAUUAUCCAGGGCCUGAAGGGGGACCAGGAGAAUGUGCACCCUGAUGUGAUGCUGGUUCAGCCACGGGUGGAGUUCAUUUUGUCCUUCAUUCAUCACAUAGCAGAGGAUGAAGACCAUUCGGACGGCGUGGUGGCCAAUGCCACUGGCCUAAUCGGUGACCUUUGCACAGCGUUCGGUAAAGAUGUCAUGAAGCUGGUGGAGGUUCGUCCUCUCAUCAACGACCUGCUGACAGAAGGGCGACGGUCAAAGACCACAAAAACCAAGACGCUGGCGACCUGGGCUACCAAGGAGCUCCGCAAGCUGAAGAGUCAGGCCUGAUUGUUGGUGGGACAGGGUGAGCAGGAGAUCGACAUCAGUGAAGAAUGAGGAAAAUUUGCCCCACUGGAAUGAAACCUUCUGUCUUUGGCGAGUGUUUGUUAGAAGCAGAAGUGGAGUGUGUCUGUGUGUGAGCGAGCGAGCGAGAGAGCACGAGCGAGAGACGUGUGAGUGAGCCAGACGUGAUGACAUCACACCACCUUGUGAGUACAAUUCCAGCUGUUGCUGACAGACGAGCAGCGACUCCACCUCUUCUCCCUCCCCUUGACUUUUGACCUGUACCUGACAGCCUGUGGACUGGACUGUGUCUGGAUUGGGAUUCUGAACCUCCCCCUGAAACCACAAACGCUGAUGAUCCUGAGUACCCACAAUCCACCUCUGUCCUGGCUGUAGCUCUGUUAGCAGUCUGCCGGGAGGGAGGAGUCGCACUAAAAACCAACAAACUUAAAAAGCCAUGAAGAAGACUCCCGAGGACGUGUGGAUCUGUGGAAUAUUAACCCUUUUUGUUUUUGUUGCUCUUACUUUUCUUCUCAGCUCUUCUUCCACGUAGCCUGUGGUCACAAACGCUGAAACACCAACGCAGCAAAGAGUCGCUCUGAAGCCGCCCUGCGGCUGGCGUCCGGCUCGGGUACAGAUGGACAAGCUGGCCGUGGCUGCUCGACCACAAACUGAAAUCUUCAAUCUGGAUUGUUGAAGGAUUUUGUUUAUCCCUACUCACGAGGCACAUCAUCCAAAAUUCAAAGAACACAGUACUGAAAUUUUUCUCCAGAUUUCCCACCAAUGGGUAAGAACCACCUCCCUGGGCAGGCAGGGGAGGGGCUUACUGCCAAACAGACUAGUGGUCGAGUGGCUGAGUUUGUUUUUGCCGCUGCACUGGGUUUUGGGAAUGGGUUGUUCAGCUGUUUAGCUUGUUGAGAAUCGAAAAUGUAAAAGGUUCUAUUUUUCCAUUUGGAUGAACACAAAGGAAAAUAAAAUGCUGAAACUUCCCUGCCCAUUUCUGGUGAUUUCUCUCAAACUGUUGAAGAAUCGGUUCUCGUUCUGCUCUGUUGGACUCCUGGACUGUUGGAUGUUGGACUGGAUAUCGAUGUGAAUUCUUUGUCAUACACAGUCUGUUCUUACUUUAACCUGUUAGCGGCUCAGCGGUUCAGUUUAUAUAUGAUGUUUAAAAAAUAAAUAACUUGGUGGGGUGCGAAACUGGUUGGAGCGCCUCGAGUCAGUCUCCAGGUUCAGAGACUCUUCACGGUUUGUGGAAAACAUCUGUUCUUUGGUGAGCUACAUCAAUACCUGGACGACUUUUUUUUCCGCUGUGGCAGGUGACCUUGGGGGAUUAUGGGAAAUUACAUAACUUUGUUGAAAUGAACCAGGCAUCUUGAUUAUCUCUGAAUUGUGAAACAUGGAAAGAAAAUAUGCUUUUUAUUUCAACUUUAGUCAACUAAUAAAGUCUAUAUUGUACUGAA
Thalassophryne amazonica is the source of this 2626-nucleotide messenger RNA. Its product is annotated as importin subunit beta-1-like. The transcript has 10 exons. Gene Ontology annotation, cellular component: nucleus; cytoplasm. NCBI's taxonomy places the organism in Eukaryota, Metazoa, Chordata, Actinopteri, Batrachoidiformes, Batrachoididae. The record is from RefSeq and is a predicted model, not a curated record. Gene Ontology annotation, molecular function: nuclear import signal receptor activity. Gene Ontology annotation, biological process: protein import into nucleus. Bases 21 to 1172 code for a protein of 383 amino acids.